AUGGCCAGGUCGCGGAAGGCAAAGGUGGUUCCUUUGACCAAGGUGGGGAAGAAGGUGGGAAUGGACCGGAAGCUGGAGAUAGCAGACAAGAUACGGGCGGCUGUUGCCCAGAACAGGUUUACGUAUGUGGUUGAAAUGUCUCACUUCAAAACGGAGCAAAUUCAGCGGGUGCGGGAAAGCCUCAAGCCGGGCACCAUGUUCAUGGCACGGAGUCGCAUCAUGCAAGUGGCACUUGGAGUCACGGCAGCAACAUCAGCAGCAGAAAAUAUAUAUAAGUUGAGCGGCUUGAUAGAGGGUCGCGACCCCUGUGUAGUGUGUUGUGGCAAGUCUCCGGAAGAAUUGAGUUCUUUAUUCCUUGGCGAGAGAAUGGAUACAUACGCUAAGGCCGGUGACGUCGUGGAAGAAACCGUGGUAAUCCCGGAGGGAAAGGACUCGCUGAGUCAGUUUCAGUUCAACAUGGAGCCCUUGUUCAGGAAGCUGGGGGUUCCGACCGUAUUGGACAACGGGACCAUUGUUGUGUUGACAGACUUUGUGAUUUGCGCGGCUGGGGAAACACUGGACUCAAACAAAGCGCGACUCUUAAAGCUGCUCGACUAUAAGCUAGCCAAGUCGCAGUGCAAGCUCAAAGGAUACUAUGACAACGAAAAUAGAACCGUCAAAAUAUGCUAA
This is a messenger RNA of Gregarina niphandrodes, 669 nucleotides long. RefSeq names its product putative mRNA turnover 4-like protein. The transcript is spliced from 2 exons. Gene Ontology annotation, cellular component: nucleolus; preribosome, large subunit precursor. Lineage: Eukaryota; Apicomplexa; Conoidasida; Eugregarinorida; Gregarinidae. Bases 1 to 669 code for a protein of 222 amino acids. The record is from RefSeq and is a predicted model, not a curated record. Gene Ontology annotation, molecular function: RNA binding. Gene Ontology annotation, biological process: ribosomal large subunit biogenesis; nuclear-transcribed mRNA catabolic process; rRNA processing.